This is a messenger RNA of Saprolegnia parasitica CBS 223.65, 945 nucleotides long. RefSeq lists its product as hypothetical. The transcript has a single exon. NCBI's taxonomy places the organism in Eukaryota, Oomycota, Saprolegniomycetes, Saprolegniales, Saprolegniaceae. Gene Ontology annotation, cellular component: plasma membrane. The record is from RefSeq and is a predicted model, not a curated record. Bases 21 to 881 code for a protein of 286 amino acids.
UGGUCAUUUCCCAAAUUGGCAUGGCCCGGCAAACUGCCCUCCUCUCGGCCUGCUUGCUGCUCGCGCUGCUGGUGCCCGGCAUCAGCGCCGCCGCCAACAUCACGAGCGGCAACUCGACGUUCGACCAGAACGCCAACGCGCUCUUCUCGUCGGCCUCGAGCAUCGCAUGGGCGCCGGGCCUCGUGGCUACGAUUUCGCUCAUUGGCGGCGUCGUCGUCACGUUCUUCGGCUACAAGCUGUUUCGCCCCGUCAUGUUCAUCUGCGGCUUCGCGGUCGGGUCGGUUCUCGGCUACCUGCUUGCGGAACAGAUCUUUAGCGGCCAGUCGUACGUGGUGACUGCGUCCUGGAUUGCCUUCCUCGUCCUCGGGCUCCUCGUCGGCUCGAUCGUCAUGAACCUCUGGGUCUGCGGCGUCUUCCUCGUCGGUGCGGCCGCCGGUGUCCUCCUCGCGUUCGAGCUCAACACGUCCAUCGGGUACAAAAUCUACCCGUCGAAUCCGACGACGAGUCUCUGGAUCCUCAUCAUCGUGCUCGGGCUCCUCGCCGGCGGCUUGGCCAUCUGGUUGGAGCGGCCGAUGCUCAUUGUCUCGACGAGCAUGUUUGGUGCGAUUGCGGCGACGUGGGGUGUCGGGUACUUUGCGGGUCAAUACCCGAGCGGUGCCGAGCUCGACGCGUGGCGCACGCAAGCGGCCGACGGGACGUUCGUCUACGACUUGCCCAAGGCGUGGUGGGCCUACUUGGCGGCGACGGCUCUCCUCUUUGGGCUGGGCGUGUACGUGCAGUUCCACAAGACCGCGGCUGGCAUCGUGCACUCGAACCCGCGCCGCAAGGACGCGGUCGCGACAUCCGGCCCGCCCCGUGGCCAGCCGAUUUCGCACGUCUAAGUCAUUGUGCUUAAGUGUUGGACCUCUAAUGCAUGUAUUCCGAAUGUGUACUUAUAUCGUGGGC